Dicentrarchus labrax (European seabass) is the source of this 2827-nucleotide messenger RNA. RefSeq names its product SPRY domain-containing SOCS box protein 4. Gene Ontology annotation, molecular function: protein binding. Bases 681 to 1517 code for a protein of 278 amino acids. The record is from RefSeq and is a predicted model, not a curated record. The transcript is spliced from 5 exons. Gene Ontology annotation, cellular component: SCF ubiquitin ligase complex. Lineage: Eukaryota; Metazoa; Chordata; Actinopteri; Moronidae. Gene Ontology annotation, biological process: proteasome-mediated ubiquitin-dependent protein catabolic process; intracellular signal transduction.
GUCAGGGACACAUGAACGGUGAUAAUAUCCACGGAACAGGCUGCAGGCAGGAGGAACAAAGAAAGCCGCCCGUUGUGUGUAACACGUCCUUUCACUUCGUCAACACGGACAAUUACCGACUUCGUAGAGCCAGUUUUUGCUUUACUUUAAACACUUACCCCUAAGUAUUAAAUGACACCCUGCGUGUUAAGUCCGGUUGGCUGGUUUUGCUGAGGAAAGAGGAAACUUGGCGUCGUGAGAGCUUUGUCGGGUCGCCUUUCUCGAAUCCUUCUUGCCUUGGAUCCGCUGGUUGCAAGGUAACGCACGGAUACAACGAGAGCUCGAUAGUGCGACCUGUGCCCCGUUGACUUGGCAGACAUGUGCUUUUCUCAAGACGCCGGCACUCAGAUGGAUUAAGAGACUGAGGAGCAAGUAUUCCCACUCUUCUACUUGGCUGCCGUGAUUGCGUGUUCACAUUGCUGUGUGAGAGCCGCCUGACUGUACGGAGAAAUGCUUUCAUGGAGCGUGGUUCUCCCUGGCUGAAGACUUUGUGUGUGUCCAACAGCAUCCUUCCACCUACAACCCACUGUGUUGCCAUUGCGCCCAUGAGGUAACGUCAGGAGCUACGGCCCCCUCAUUACCACCCUCGGUCCAUCCAUUUCCCUCCCCUCUGUCCUUUCCUCCCGUGGACCCACCCAGCCAUGGGCCAGAAGAUCUCUGGCAGUAUCAAAUCAGUGGACGUACGCGGGGAGCCCUCAUAUCGGCCUGUACGCCGCGAACUGCGGGGCCCGGAUUUCUGUCGGCCCCCCAGGUUGGACUUACUGCUCGACAUGCCGUCGGCCAGCCCUGAGACUCAGCUUCGCCAUGCCUGGAAUCCUGACGACCGGUCACUCAAUGUCUUUGUCAAGGAGGAUGACAAGCUGACGUUUCAUCGACAUCCAGUGGCACAGAGCACAGACUGUAUCCGUGGGAAGGUGGGCUACACCAGGGGCCUCCAUGUUUGGAGGAUUCACUGGCCGGCCAGACAGAGAGGCACCCACGCCGUCGUAGGUGUGGCCACAGCUGAAGCGUCUUUACACUCAGUGGGCUACACAGCCCUGGUGGGCUCGGACUCCGAGUCCUGGGGCUGGGACCUGGGUCGGAACAGACUCUACCAUGAUGGAAAGAACCGUCCGGUUUCCACGUCUGCACCCACGUACCCCUGUUUCCUGGAGCCAGACGAGUCAUUUGUGCUCCCAGACUCUCUGACAGUAAUACUCGACAUGGACGAAGGAACGCUGAGCUUCAUGGUAGACGGACAGUAUCUGGGAGUAGCUUUUAGAGGGCUAAAAGGCAAGAGACUGUAUCCCAUCGUCAGUGCUGUGUGGGGGCACUGCGAAGUAUCUAUUCGCUACGUCAAUGGACUAGAUCCGGAGCCCCUCCCCCUCAUGGACCUGUGCAGACGAGUAGCUCGACUGGCUCUGGGUAGAGAGCGCAUCCAUCACAUCGACACACUCCCACUGCCGCAGACUCUCAAGAACUACCUCCAGUACCAGUGACCACACACACACACACACACACACACACACACACACACACACACACAGAUGGGAAUAAACUGUGGCCCACUUGUUCUUAUGAUAACCAGCCUCCAAACUGAACUAAAUCCUAAACAUCAGACAUCUGCUGAGGAUACGGACGGUGACAUUGACUACGAACAGGUGUUGAAGACGGCGCUGCAGGGGGUUUGUUUACAACAGUUGGGGUUUUUCCAUUUUGUCUGUUUUUAUCUUCUGUUUUUCAUCUUUUUUUUUUUUUUUUGCUGCUGACUGCUGUCUGUCACCUGGACAGAUUACUAGAGGAGCUGAUGAAUGAAACGAAGGGAGUACGAGAUUAAAAGAGAAUAUUGCAACCCAGUUUCCCGUGAGUCGCAUUUUUAGAAGUCAGACUGCAUGCCCUCAGUCUGAAAGGCCUUGUACACUGUGGUUUUGGGCAACAGUUUACGCAUAAAAUCUGUUGUGCACAGACUCUGUGGAAGCCUCCUCGGAAACAUGUUGGUAUUUAUAUUUAUAUUCCAAACAACACAGCAGGCUCUGUGGAGACGCAACAAUCCCUCCAAGCCACAGGAGAAAGAGAGUGAGAGAGAGAGAGGAAGUCCACACACAGUUCUAUUUUUGUGUGUGCACAGUGCAGCACACAUGAUUACAUAUAUACAGUGUGUGUGUAUAGAAACAAAGAUCUAACUGUCUGUAGUAGGAGCACAGCUCACUGACGAGCAGGCAGUUACCACCUACAGGCUAAAAAAACAACUCCUCCAGUCUGGUUUGAACUUCUCUCUCUCUCUUCCUCUCCUUCUGUCUCUUCAUCACUCGCUCCAGUUUAAGCUUUCGUCGUGUUUGUUGGUCGGCUCUGUGGCUCCUGCAACACUGGUAGAGAUUGAUCCGAAGGUGAAAGCUGUGUCUGUGACUGCUAAUGUGCCUGCUCUAACACACACACACACACACACACACACACACACACACACACACACACACACACACACACACACACACACACACACACACACACACACACACACACACACACACACUCACAAUCACAUGGCACUUCUGUGAUAUCAGAAGACACUUCUCCCCCCCCCAAAAAAGUUUUAAAUGCUGCUUUUCUAUCUUUUUCUUCCACCGUCUUACCCACAUGUGGGUUUUUAUUCUUGAUUUACUUUUGAAAGUUAUGGUGUUAUGAGAUUUUUUUUCCCCCUAUGGAUUUUGAGAUUUGUGGGACAGGAUGUUUCGCAGGUAUAGGCGGAAGAAUGUGCUGCCAUGAGAAUCUUUUUAAAUGUGAAAUAAGAAUAAACUCUGCUAAACUCGCA